AUGACCAACAACGACGCGACCAAGCCUAACGGCACCAACGGCGAUGCCAAGAACACCUUUGCCGUCAAGGCCGGACUCGCCCAGAUGCUCAAGGGAGGUGUCAUCAUGGACGUGACCGACGCGGCCCAGGCCCGCAUCGCCGAAGAGGCCGGCGCCUGUGCCGUCAUGGCCCUGGAGCGCGUACCGGCUGACAUCCGCAAGGACGGCGGCGUCGCGCGCAUGUCCGACCCUGCCGUCAUCAAGGAGAUCCAGAACGCCGUCACCAUCCCCGUCAUGGCCAAGGCCCGCAUCGGCCACUUUGUUGAGUGCCAGAUCCUCGAGGCCCUCGGCGUCGACUACAUUGACGAGAGCGAGGUCCUCACCCCGGCCGACAAGGUCUACCACGUGGAAAAGGCCGACUUCAAGGCUCCCUUUGUCUGCGGCUGCCGCAACCUCGGCGAGGCCCUGCGCAGAAUCGCAGAGGGCGCCGCCAUGAUCCGCACCAAGGGUGAGGCCGGCACCGGCGACGUCGUCGAGGCCGUCACCCACGUCAAGCAGGUCACCCGAGAUAUUGCCCGCGCCAAGGGAGUUCUUCAGACCGAGGGCGUCCUGGGCAUCCGCGCCCUGGCGAGAGAGCUCGAGGUCGACCCCACACUCCUCCAGCAGACGGCCGAGCUCGGUCGUCUUCCCGUCGUCAACUUCGCCGCCGGCGGUGUCGCCACCCCGGCGGACGCGGCGCUGAUGAUGCAGCUCGGCUGCGACGGCGUCUUUGUCGGCAGCGGCAUCUUCAAGUCUGGCGACCCGGCCAAGCGCGCCAAGGCCAUUGUGAGAGCGACAACGCAUUACAAGGACGCCAAGGUCCUCGCCGAGUGCAGUGAGGGACUUGGCGAGGCCAUGGUUGGCAUCAACUGCGACAGCCUGAAGACGGAGGAGAAGCUGGCCACGCGUGGAUGGUAA
Molecule: messenger RNA, 936 nt
Organism: Colletotrichum orchidophilum
Lineage: Eukaryota; Fungi; Ascomycota; Sordariomycetes; Glomerellales; Glomerellaceae
Product: pyridoxine biosynthesis protein
Exons: 1
Coding region: 1-936 (311 amino acids)
Biological process (GO): pyridoxal 5'-phosphate biosynthetic process; amino acid metabolic process; pyridoxine biosynthetic process
Molecular function (GO): amine-lyase activity
Source: RefSeq, a predicted model, not a curated record